Echinops telfairi (small Madagascar hedgehog) is the source of this 492-nucleotide messenger RNA. Its product is annotated as zinc finger protein 565-like. The transcript is spliced from 4 exons. The record is from RefSeq and is a predicted model, not a curated record. Bases 1 to 492 code for a protein of 163 amino acids. Gene Ontology annotation, biological process: regulation of DNA-templated transcription. NCBI's taxonomy places the organism in Eukaryota, Metazoa, Chordata, Mammalia, Afrosoricida, Tenrecidae.
AUGCUUUGUACGUCUGCGCCCUGGGACUCUAUUUCCCAGAAGGUCUUGCGAAGCGCCCUGGGACUCCAUUUCCCAGAAGUUCCGGGAGGGGGCCCGCCCUGGGUUACCGGGGCGCAACUGCUCCUGAACUUGGACCCAAGAAGGUGGCAGGUGAGGAGCUCCGGAGCCUGUGAGGGGCUCUGGAGUCCGUGCGGGGUCCGGCGCCGCGGCUGGGCUUGCCCAGGGCCUGGGAAGAACUGGGACGUCCGGCCUCGCUCUGCCGUCUCAGGACUCCACCCUUCUCCAAGAGAGGUCCCAGGAGAAGAUUCAUCGGUCCUUGAAGUUCUAAAAGCCAUGUCCCUGGGAUCAUUCCUGUUCAGGGACGUGGCCAUAACCUUCUCCCAAGACGAAUGGGCGCAGCUGGCACCAGCUCAGAGGGAUUUGUACAGAGACGUGAUGCUGGAGACGUACAGCAACCUGGUCUCGCUGGGUGAGGUGCUGGCUGGUAUCUGA